CAUAUAUGUCGACACUGAAUGGACACGGCAAGAGAGGAUUUUUUAAACUUCAGUAAGUGCUUCGGAGGCACGAAUUACUGAUGGUGAUUGUUAAUCUUUUCGCUUAUAAUCACGUACUUUACUUGGAUCGCGUUAUAAAAUAGUCACUUUAAUGACUGAGAAUCUACCUUUUGUGCUCUUCUUUGGUAUUUGCGGGACGUCGAGAUAUAGACAAGCUGCAGUUCCUCCGCCACCACCCGGCGCGACCGGACACUUACCUGCAGGAAAAUUAAAAUCAGAGAUUUCAGAUCGUAGAGUGGAACCACCCCUUUGCGUACAAAACGCAAUGCUUACGAAAGACAAGAAACCCUUUACAUACACACCAGGUGGAAUAGAUUUGUCAGAAAUUAAAUCCCCCAGAAUGGCGAGAAGGUUGGAACGUAACGCAAUGAAUGAGGGGGUAUCGACGGUUCCUCAGCCACAGCAUUAUCCAACUGGGCCACUUCCACCUUCCGCCUUAGCUGCCAUGCAACCGCAAUUGCCCGUACAGGUGUUUCCAUCGGGCGGUGUUCCUCAACUACCACAUAGUGGUGCACCGGCACCGCCGCCACCUCCGCCCAAAGCACCCCCAAUGAAAACGUCGCCUUUGCCUACAGAUUGUUACGAACGGCCUGAUAUGACAAAAAUCAUACCCGAUAAUCCGAUGGCAUUACUACGGAAAACAGCUGGACCUGUAGUCAAACAAGAUCCUAUUCUAAAUAAAUGUAGAACCAUCGGCUCGGAGAACCCCACAGAACGAGCACCACCCCAUCCGCAAAAUACAGGGGGUCAUUACCCACAAGUACAACCGACACGUCAAAUAAGCACGGAAGUACCUCCACCAAAACCAAUUUCAGGAGUUGGUGCAAUUUACGUCCCGCCAAUUAAUAACAGGCCUCAACCAGCGGAGCCUUCGCCUCCCAUAAGUCACAAGCCUCAACUAGUUGAAACGUCGCCUCCCGCAAGUUACAGUCCACCCGCAUAUUACAAGCGGCAACCAUCUACUCCCCAGCCGGAAUCUCCAAAGCCGCAACCGCAAAGUCCCGACAGUCUCAAUAGCCCCAAGCCGUCUUUGAGCAAAGCGCCAACGCCUUGGCUCACCCAGAGAAGGCAAACCUCUCAAGAUCAUCCCGAGUGGGCGGUAAAUGACCAUCGCGUGCAAUCUCCUCCGGCCCAACAAGAGCCACAACAGCAACCGUGGACGCCGCCCGAGAAACAAGAACCUCCACCACAAGCAAAACCGGUACGCCCCUGGCAACAACAACAGCAGCAACAGCAACCUGAAAUGCAGCCUUGGCAACAUCGACAAGUCUCCCUGCCAGAGCAAUACGGUCCACCGCCAACACAAUAUCAACGGCAACAACCGCAGCAGUUCAGACCGGAACCACCAGCUCCUUCACCCCAAAAACAAGGGGGCGUGAGAAGACAAAUUGAUAACCGGGAAAGGCCGCAAGAGUAUUUCCCUGCCGAAAAAACAGAAAUCGUCAUUGUCAACGAUCCUCCUAUGGUGUUCCAACAUCCCGGACAAACCCAGCAACGAGUAACGCGCCAAGUGCCCUAUCAGCAACAGGAACCUGGUGUACGCGUUAUACCAAUGCAAGUAGAGGGCAGAGCUACUAAUGGACAAGUCCGUUCGCCACAACACAACAGUGACGCUCGGUCAUUUAACCGCCAGAAUUCAACCCCAACUCAAUCAAACACCUUUAGGGUGCUACAGAAGAUCACCCAGACGGAUGGGGACGAUGACGACUAUCAGAUCGCUACCGAACACUCGCCAAAGAUGUACCAUCAAUUCCCGCAGCAGCAGCAGCGCAAGUGGGAUCAGGGCGAUCAGGCCCUGAUGAAUUCGUUUAGGCAAGAGUCACAUUUAGACAAUUUCGAAAAUCCAAGAUAUAGGGGUGGGCACAUACCGUCAAAAUUAUUUUGGAUGCUAGACGAUAGCGGUUUUGACGAAAAUAACACCCUUCAUAACGAAGUAGAUCCGAGAUAUCGCGGUCCUAACAUUCCCUCCAAGGCGUUCAAACUACUGCAAAACAUGACGAGCGGCCAAGACCAAACUGACGUUCCUCAAGAGUAUCAGCAGUCUGCAGUCGCGGGGCCUAAAGUGCGGACGAUACCGAUUCAGAUAGAAGGUAAUGGAUCUGUCAAAAACUAUGUCCCACCAAGCGAACAAACCGUUCAGGAGCCAAAAAAGUACAUGGGCAGUUCAAUACCUAGUCGCUCCUUUAAAAUGUUACAAGCAAUGACUGCACCUGAUGAAUGUGCGAAUCCCGGUCAAGCUAGCGAAAAUUAUACGAACGACCCCUCCUCGUAUACACAAUGGGGAUUCGAUCCCAAUCAACAUCCUCCACCGCCCUACUGUUUUGAUCCGUACUGGUCUUAUUAUAGUCAGAAUUUUCCCCCAAAUGGCGAUGGUGUCGAUCCGAAUCAAAAUCCCAGGAUGACUCCAGUCCCCUUUCCUUACUACUACCCUCCCUACUACUACGGACAGAAAGAGAAAGCUAACAGUUCAGAAUCAGUUAACAAACGUAGUCAAGGAACCACCCCUGUCCCUUGGCAGAGUGGGGAGACCACGCACAUCCCACAAUGGCCUUACUAUUACCCAGGGUAUGCCGAUAACAAUACAAAGCCUCAAAAUCCCGAAUCGGAAGACCAACAAAAUUGCAUGUACCCUCAAUAUUGGAACCCCUACUACUACGGUUACUACUAUGGAGCAAUGUAUCCACCUCCAUACUCCCCUUACCCUUUCUACCCGCCGCACAGUGACGCGGAGGAGGUAUCCGGAUAUUCUUCCAAUGAAGAAAUGGCAUACUACGGCGCGAGAUUCGCCGUAAUGCCGCCAACUGUCAACGGCUCGGCCGCGCCGAAACCUGAAGUUCCUAAAAAAUCCUCCAUAGAGAAGACGGAGGUGCGAAAGCACGAGUUAACCGACGAUGACGGCGAGACAUCGGACUCCGACGCCGAAAUGAUAGGUUACGAGGUGUGCAGAAAAACACCCGGCUUGCAGGCGAUUCGUUCCGUAUCCGACAUCAAGGUCUACGAAGCAGAGGAGAGCUCGCAGUGUUCCGACGACGAAUCGGAGGACACCACGGAAGGAAACGAGGACAGUUCGUCUCUGUGCGCUGCCGACGACGUUAUACCUCAUCAGCUUAGUGUUAUUUUCGAGGAAAGCGAAAGGACCGAAAGUGUACGUUUGGGUAGGGAGUCUAGUGUUUCCACCACCAUAAGCGAAGGAACCGCCACAAUCGAAAAUAGCGAAGACGAGGGGGCGGAGGAGUCCGACUCGACAGUGUUCGUUAAGUUUGUCGGGACAGAAAGUGAACAGACAGCCAAGCUUGGAGAAAUUGAAAAUUGUGAUAAUGAAGUACCUUACAAGACUGAUAGUAGUGAGAGUUUCAAAGACGCAUCAAACGGUUAUGAUGAUCUAACUCAUUUGGCUCAUUCCGAGUCCGGCAUCGACUUUUGGGCGCAUUUAGCUAAGGAUGCUUCUAGAUCCGACGUUUUUGUUACACCGAAGAAGUUGGUGCACGAAAGGAUUAUUGAAGAGGAAUCGCCAAACGUUCAGCAAAAUAGUAUUACUAGCAGUAGUAACGGGGAGCACUCCCAAAUAGCGAAGGAAGUCAGUAUUGUUAGUAGUAGUGACGAGGAAAAGUCAGAAGUUGACUUUUGGGCGGAAAUUAUAACCGACGAAGACCCGACAGUAACACAGCAAAAACAAGACGCGCGCUCUACUUGUUCUAGUCAUAGUAACUUAAGUGGGAGCGGCGCGGUACCUCAAAAAGAUAUCACUCCAGAAGAUAAUAAGACUGAAUUACCAGAAAGCGAGAAUCAAAACUGUGAUGAGACACCUUUGUCAAUUCAAGAACGCAUUCAAAUGUUGCAAGAGUCGAUUGCGGCCAAGAAAAAACAAUUGGGAGCUAACGAAAACAAGGCGAUCAAAGAGCGUAAAACUGAGUUGCAAAUUACGCCAGAUACGGACUGUUCGAGAAAGAGCAGUUUGAAAUCGUGCGAGGAAUGCAGCGAAGAAGAGGGAGAUUCGGGUGUUACUUCCGAUGUGAGUCGGCAUAUAUCCGAAGUCGAAACCGAUUUGGAUUUCUUAGAAGCGAAACAGUCAAACAAGUACCAAAGGGCUUCCACGCAUUCCAGACUUUUUAAACUCCUCCAAGACGAAUGUGAUAAUGAAGAUGAGGUCGACGAGGUCAAAAGUGUCGACGCGUGUAAGAGCAUGCUACGCAGAAGAGAUCAGUUGAGUUUGCCGCUGAGACAACCAGGUAGCGAUCCCGAAAGCUUCUCUUCCAGUGGAUUUACUUCUCCAGGAUCUCCCACUAUUAACGAUAGGUUAGUUAGUGAGUUAAUACAGAGUUUGUUGAUGAAAAAGCAAGGACGCGUUUUUAAGAAUGUUACGAUGGAAAAGUUACAGGCGGCCGCUUUGAGAAUUUUACAAGAAGACAUGGAUGGCUUGGAAACGCUCAGUUCUUCGGAGGAGGGUAGCUUCUUGUCGUCGAAGAGGGGUGAAGUCGGGAGUUCGCCUACCACCGCGCAAUACUUAAACGACUACAACCAAUAUUAUGAGUCCUGGAAUGAGGCGGCUAAGUACUGCGAAGGGCAGCAGGAUAUUUUACCUUCGAAAGCUUUCCGAUUGCUCCAAGAGCAUUCGGUCACAAACAAAACUGGCGCUUUCGCCGGGUUGUUGGCGCGUUGUCCGCGGGUCGUAAGCAACAAGAACGUACAAAAAGAAUUGUUGAAGCUUAUCGAAAGUGCCGAAGCUCCUUCGCCCAUUCCAGAAUCCUCCCCAUUCCCCAAUGCGAACGAGGCAGCAAACGCCUCUUGAAACUAAAUCGAGGAGGUGGAAAUUUUGAAAUUAGAAAUUGUCUAAACAAAUAUCGAAGUCCUGGGUUUUCGAUGAGGUCCAGGUCAGUCAGAUUUGUAAACGAUGUUGAUAACGUUUUUUUCUGUACAAGAUGUCGUAAUCUACGUCAAAUCACCGUUUUUCUUUUUGAAAUGUGUGAAUGUUAGUUUUGCUUUCUGUUAUAGUCGUAUACCAACUCCAUUUUCGCAAUUAGUGUUACUUUGGAGGGUAUUUAAAUGAUUAUAAAGUUGCUACCAAUUGUGAUUUUUAUGUAUAUUAUGCAUUUAGAACAAAAUCUUUUUAGUUUGUAACAACCACUAAGGAGAAAUGCUAAGUAUUAAUAACUCUUUUUAAUAAUUGUAUUGUAUAUGUACAUUUAAAUUUUAUUGGAAUGUUCGUUGCUCACUGAACUCAGUUCUAUAUUAGUCACAUAAAUAAAAUAUAUUGUGAAUAUUGUUAUACCAAUAUGUGCCUGUAGUAAUUAUUUAUUAUUUUUAAAUAAAAUUAUUAAUAAUU
Messenger RNA from Photinus pyralis (common eastern firefly), 5383 nucleotides. RefSeq lists its product as uncharacterized. The record is from RefSeq and is a predicted model, not a curated record. The transcript has 10 exons. NCBI's taxonomy places the organism in Eukaryota, Metazoa, Arthropoda, Insecta, Coleoptera, Lampyridae. Bases 152 to 4849 code for a protein of 1565 amino acids.